GUUCUUCUCAGUCUCCACAGUUCUCCACGCUCCGGUGCGUCUCCAGCGAAGCGAGGCACCACCAUGGCGGGGAAGCAGUUCGCCUCCCUGGCGCACGCGCGCCCCGCCUCUGCCUCCUCCCGCCGGCUCCUCGCCGCCGCGGGCGUCCUCAUCCUCCUCUCCGCCGCCUACUUCCUCCUCCUCUCCCCCUCCUCGCCCCGCCCCACCGCCGCCGUCCUCGCGAGCCCUAGCUCCUCCACCACCACCUCCUUCCUCGCCUCCCUCGAAAGCUUCCUCGCCGCACCGCACCCCUCCGACUCAGCGCCCGCUCCCGGCGACCUUGAUGCCGCGAUCCGGGCCCAGGAGGAGGCCCGGCUCUACGGGGACCCCGCGUGGCCCGCGCCCGCCGCGGGGCCGCUCAGGGUCUACGUGUACGAGAUGCCGAGCAAGUUCACCUACGAUCUGCUGAGGCUGUUCAGGGACUCGUACCGGGAGACGGACAAUCUCACGUCCAAUGGGAGCCCCGUGCACCGGCUCAUCGAGCAGCAUUCUAUUGACUACUGGCUAUGGGCGGAUCUCAUUGCGCCUGAAUCACGAAGACUUUUGAAGAAUGUCCUCAGGGUUCAGCGGCAAGAAGAAGCAGACAUUUUCUAUGUGCCAUUCUUCACAACAAUCAGUUACUUCUUGCUGGAGAAACAAGAAUGCAAAGCACUUUAUAGGGAAGCUUUAAAGUGGGUGACUAAUCAGCCAGCUUGGCAACGUUCAGAAGGCAGAGAUCAUGUCAUUCCUGUUCACCACCCAUGGUCAUUUAAGUCAGUACGGAGUUUUGUGAAGAAGGCAAUAUGGCUUCUACCUGAUAUGGAUUCAACCGGCAACUGGUAUAAACCAGGACAGGUGUAUCUGGAAAAGGAUGUCAUCCUUCCAUAUGUUCCAAAUGUUGAUCUUUGUGAUUCGAAGUGUGUAUCCGAAACUCAAUCCAAAAGAAGUAUAUUGCUGUUCUUUCGAGGAAGGCUAAAGAGAAAUGCUGGAGGGAAGAUCCGCAGUAAGCUUGUGGAGGAACUAAAAGGUGCAGAAGGCAUAGUUAUAGAAGAAGGUUCUGCUGGAGCUCAGGGAAAAACAGCAGCUCAGGAUGGCAUGCGCAAGUCUCUCUUUUGCCUGAGUCCAGCUGGAGAUACCCCAUCUUCUGCUCGCCUGUUUGAUGCAAUUGUUAGUGGAUGUAUCCCAGUUAUAAUAAGUGAUGAACUGGAGCUUCCUUUUGAAGGAAUACUUGACUAUAGGGAGAUAGCAUUAUUUGUUUCAUCAACUGAUGCUUUGCAACCUGGCUGGCUCAUGAAUUACCUAAGAAGAAUCGAUGCCAAAAGGAUCAGAGAAAUGCAAUCUAAUCUUGUGAAGUUUUCAAGGCAUUUUCUGUAUUCAAGUCCUGCUCAACCUCUUGGACCAGAAGACCUUACAUGGAGAAUGAUUGCUGGUAAACUGUUAAACAUCAAGUUGCACAUCCGACGUUCUCAACGUGUGGUUAGAGAGUCAAGGAGCAUAUGUACAUGUGAAUGCAGAGUCGGGAACACCACGAGGAUGCUUUGAACCAAUCUUUCCCUUUGUGUUUUUAAAAUUUCAAACUUCUGUAACAUAGCCAAUUUUCAGUUGCCAAUAGUGCGAGCUUUGAGUUAGGCAAUUUUAGCCAAUGUAUGUAAACCUAACCGUAGUUCUGUAACCAAUGUAUGAGUUUGAAGUUCGAACUGGGAAAAGUUGUGAUACUA
Molecule: messenger RNA, 1736 nt
Organism: Setaria italica (foxtail millet)
Lineage: Eukaryota; Viridiplantae; Streptophyta; Magnoliopsida; Poales; Poaceae
Product: probable arabinosyltransferase ARAD1
Exons: 8
Coding region: 64-1560 (498 amino acids)
Molecular function (GO): glycosyltransferase activity
Source: RefSeq, a predicted model, not a curated record